This is a messenger RNA of Rosa chinensis, 479 nucleotides long. RefSeq names its product protein PSY3. The record is from RefSeq and is a predicted model, not a curated record. Lineage: Eukaryota; Viridiplantae; Streptophyta; Magnoliopsida; Rosales; Rosaceae. Bases 6 to 260 code for a protein of 84 amino acids. The transcript is spliced from 2 exons.
UGAAUAUGGGCUUUGGAGGAAGUCGAGUGUGCAUGUUUCUCUUGCUUGUCUAUGCCUUAAGCUCUUCUGCCAGGAACUUGAUUCUAUUUCCAGAUCGUGAGAUGGUAGUGAUAAUCGAGAGCACGGAGGGCAUAUCCAUGGGACUAGACGACUAUCCUGACCCAGGUCCUAAUCCUCGACAUGAUCCGCCCCCUUCUCAUCCCCCUCCCCCUAAUGGCAAAUCCGGCAAAGUUGACGGUGACAAGGAUGAUGGUGCAUGACAUCGAAAGGGCAUUAACAUACAGAGAGCUACCUACAAUUAAUAUUAAAACGAGUCGAUCUUCAUUUCAAUUAAUGAUAAAAUAAUGUGAGAUUUUCCAACGUACUAAAGAAAACUCUCGUGUGAAUUACAUGCAAUAUAGAAGGCACUCAUUAAUUCUGUAACUUGUGUCUCAUUUACAUCGAUCUAUGGAUCUAUGAAGUGUGGCUAUAUAAUAUAA